Messenger RNA from Eurypyga helias (sunbittern), 598 nucleotides. It is a transcript of the gene RMP24, whose product is annotated as chromosome unknown open reading frame, human C18orf21. The annotation marks the transcript as partial. The transcript is spliced from 3 exons. Lineage: Eukaryota; Metazoa; Chordata; Aves; Eurypygiformes; Eurypygidae. The record is from RefSeq and is a predicted model, not a curated record.
AUAGAUAAUGAACGUGGAUUAGAAAGGAUAUGUCCUUACUGCUUCCAGUUCCUGGUUCCUGAUAGCUGUCGGGUGCGUCUCAAACCAAAGAUGAAAGUGACUCCGCAGAUAGAGAAGGUUCUGAAACAAGAGGCGAAGAAGCGUAAACUUAAUAUGAAACAGACCAAGCUUCUGAAAAAGUACAGGGAGUCGAGGAGUGUUCUGUUGGUUACCUGCAACUCAUGCAACAAAACAACACGACAUUAUGGUAAAAGCAGGGAAUUUCUGACUACCAGGACACACAAUUCUGGCACUCCAAGCAGUGUAUCUAGCCUGAGGACACCAGACGGAAACAAUCGGUCUGCAAGCAAAGUGACGCCUGCAAGCUGCAGUAGGUUGGGAUCUAAAGGGAACAGUCCCUCAUCACUUCCCAGAACACGUGCAUCCGGGCAGGCGACAACCAGCUCUGCUUCCAAGACUCCCCGAAACUCCAAAUUCCACUUUUCUAAGUUAAAAAGGAUGCUUAACCUAGAAGAAAAAGAGAAAAGCCAGAAGGCAGAUUUGAAAACCUUCCUGACUCUGCUUUAGUUUUACAUUAUAGUAACAAAGAUUACAGCAA